Nerophis lumbriciformis (worm pipefish) is the source of this 1422-nucleotide messenger RNA. The record is from RefSeq and is a predicted model, not a curated record. NCBI's taxonomy places the organism in Eukaryota, Metazoa, Chordata, Actinopteri, Syngnathiformes, Syngnathidae.
AUGUCCGCUGCGGUGGUCGCGCUGUGGCUAGCCACGGUUGACAUUGCGUAUACCAGCAACGCCAGAAACAUGCCUUUGAGUGAGGAAAAUCUCCGAAAGGAGAAAAUCGUGGGCUGGAAGCAGAGAACAGCCUUGUACAAAGAUGUGAUCACCAUCUUGUCGAGGUCACACUCCGACCGUAAUGUGUACCCGUCUGCCGGUGUGCUGUUCGUUCACGUCCUGGAAAGAGAACACUUCAAAGGGGAGUUUCCUUUCUACCCCAAAGCAGGUGAUGCCGCCAAUGACCCCAUCACUUUUAACACCAAUUUAUUGGGCUUCCCGGACCGUCCCGGAUGGCUUCGCUACAUUCAGAGGACCCCUAAUAGCGAUGGGGUGCUGUACGGAUCGCCCACCGCAGAGCAUGUGGGCAAAGCAACAGUCAUAGAGAUUACCGCCUAUAACCGACGCACUUUCGAGACGGCACGGAACAACUUGGUCAUAAACAUUAUGGCCACUGAGGAAUUCCCGCUUCCUUACCAGGCCGAGUUUUACAUAAAAAACAUGAACGUUGAAGAGAUGCUAGCCAGCGAGGUGCUGGGCGACUUUUUGGGAGCCGUGAAGAACGUGUGGCAGCCCGAACGCCUCAACGCCAUCAACAUCACUUCGGCGUUGGACCGCGGCGGACGUGUACCGCUGCCCAUUAAUAAUCUGAAAGAAGGUGUGUACGUCAUGGUGGGCGCCGACGUUCCCUUCUCGUCAUGCCUGCGCGAAGUCGAGAGCCCCCACAACCAGCUGCGUUGCAGUCAGGAAAUGGAACCCGCCAUCAGCUGCGACAAAAAGUUCCGAGCUCAGUUUCACAUCGACUGGUGUAAAAUCUCUCUGGUUGACAUCAACAAAGUUGUACCCGUAUAUGUCACCCGCCCUGAACCGGGUCCGGGGGUUCUGCCUGAAAUCGGGGAAUACAACCCUCCGUCGGAGUCUCUGAAGAGCCGAGACUACUUCAUGGACUUCAUCGUGACGUUGGCAAUUCCUUCGGCGGUGGCGCUUCUCCUCUUCAUCUUGCUGGGUUAUACUAUGUGCUGCCGAAGGGAAGGGGUGAAAAAAAGAAACAUGCAAACAUCAGCCAUCCAGCUAGUCCACCACAGCUCCAUUCAGAAGUCCACCAAAGAGAUGCGCAGCAUGUCGAAAAACCGGGAAAUCUCCUGGCCGCUCUCAACGUUGCCCGUCUUCAACCCGGUCAGCGGCGAGGUGAUUCCGCCCAUCCACCCGGACAGCUACGAAACCACCAGCAUGCCACUCAUGCAGACGCAGACGAACCUGCAAAACCAGAUUACCAUACCACAACAACCAUCAGGAGAUAGUUAUGUCAUGUCUACAUUUCGAAGGUUGGAGGUAAAUGGUAUUCCUGAGGAGAGAAAAGUGUCCGAAGCACUUGAUUUGUGA